This is a messenger RNA of Fonsecaea nubica, 1185 nucleotides long. RefSeq lists its product as hypothetical. Gene Ontology annotation, cellular component: peroxisomal membrane. Gene Ontology annotation, biological process: protein import into peroxisome matrix. Bases 1 to 1185 code for a protein of 394 amino acids. The transcript has a single exon. The record is from RefSeq and is a predicted model, not a curated record. Gene Ontology annotation, molecular function: zinc ion binding. NCBI's taxonomy places the organism in Eukaryota, Fungi, Ascomycota, Eurotiomycetes, Chaetothyriales, Herpotrichiellaceae.
AUGGCUGACCAAGAGCCGUCUGGCAGCAUUGCGCCUCCGCCUUCAUCUACCCCUAGUCCCCCACCAACAACUAUGGAAUAUCCAUUUGCAACCUCACCCGAUAUCCUCCGCACGCACCAGAAGGACGCCUACAUCACAGGAAGCAUCUCGUCGCAAGCAUCUACGAUCCUGCGCGCCCUCCUCGGCGCUCGUUUCGCACACAAAUACUCCGAAGCCACAAACCAACUCUCCGAACUCCUUUACCUCUGCAUCACUACACUUCUGGGAAACCGGACGCUGGGCGAGGAGUAUUGCGACGUGAUCCAAGUGGAGGACGACACAUUAAGACUUGCGGGCCUGGGAAGAAGAGUCGGGUACAUCGCCAGUGUGGUGUUUGCGCCCUGGAUUCUGGGAAAAUCUCUCCCUGCGCUGAGGAGAAGACUGAGGAGUAAACUCGAGUGGAACAUCGAACAUGCCAAACAGAAACAGCAGCAUAGCAACUCCAGACGCUCCCCUUCACCCAGGAGCCUCAAGUUACAAGAAUACAUCCUCAAACACCUCGAUACCUUGACCUCCCUCCAGCCUAUCUACGCCUUGAGUCUCGCAGUCUUCUACUUCACAGGGGCGUACUACCACAUCGCCAAGCGACUGUUUGGGCUGCGCUACGUCUUCACGAAACAGAUCAAGCCUAACGAAGAGCGGGUCGGGUACGAAGUCUUGGGGGUACUGCUCGUGCUGCAAAUGGCCGUGCAGUCGGUGCUGCACGUUCGAGAGACAUACAUGGACGCGACAGCGUCCACAACAGGGGCAGAGACAGCGGGGCAUGCCAGCACGGCGGCCAUGCUCGCCAACGGGAUCGAGAUCCCCAUCCCCUCGAGCCUCGAGACCUCUUCGACCGGCCAACUGCUCUCAGCCGUCUCCGUACCCUCCCAUCUCCCACCGGGACUGUCGGCGAACACGGCGACCCCGAUCCUCGACGCCCCGCGCUACGCCCUCGAGGAGCACGACGAGACCAUGGCCUGGAUCCCCGCCGGCCACCAGCGCAAAUGCACCCUGUGUCUCGAGCCGUUCCGCGACCCGAGCGUGACCACGUGCGGCCACGUCUUUUGCUGGACCUGCGUGCAGGACUGGGUCAAGGAAAAAGCAGAGUGUCCCUUGUGCAGACAGAGCGUGCUUAGCCAGAAGGUCCUGCCGCUGAGAGGGUAA